CGGCAGCAGGCCCGGCCCUGCCCCCGGCUGGCCCGGCCCGGCGCGGCCCAGGCCCGCCCCGCCGCGGCACCGCCCGCCCAGUCCGGCCCACCCCGCCCACCGCCGCCAGGUGCCGGAGCCGCCGCCGGGAGCCGAUCCAGUGGAAGAAGCCUCCUUCCAACCUACACUGCUCAGAGGAGCUGCUUCUCUCAGCUGUCAAGGCCUCUGAGCUGUUGCUGAGGGGAAGAGGAAAGGGCUGCCUGGAGCAAUGUCCAACGACCCACCCCCACCGUACCCAGGGGGCCCCUCGGCUCCGCUGAUCGAAGAGAAGCACGGCCCACCCUCUGCACCAGAGGGUGUCACCCCAGUGGUGGGACAGCCCCAGGGGGUUCCCAUCCCCCCUCCUGAGUUUGGACCCCCCCCAUAUGAGCCCCCCUCGCAGCCGGGGUUUGUGCCCCCCCACAUGCCCACGGAUGGCUCUGGGCCCUAUGUGCCACCAGCAGGAUACUACCCACCCCCAGGCCCUCAUCCCCCCAUGGGCUACUACCCUGCCCCAGGCCCCUACCCCUCUCCUGGUGGCCACACGGCCACAGUUCUCGUCCCACCGGGAGCCGCCACCACAGUCACAGUGCUGCAGGGAGAGAUCUUCCAGGGUGCCCCUGUGCAGACCGUGUGUCCCCACUGCCAGCAAGCUAUCACCACCAAGAUCUCCUAUGAGAUUGGGCUCAUGAGCUUCCUUCUUGGCUUCUUCUGCUGCUUCGUGGGGUGUGAUCUCUGCUGCUGCCUGAUCCCCUGCCUGUUCGAUGACUUCAAGGAUGUGACACACACAUGUCCCAACUGCAAGGCCUACAUCUACACGUACAAGCGCAUGUGCUAACGGCACCGGGAGCCACUGAACGCCACCGGCCCCGGCCCGCUGCGUCCGUCUCCGCGUGCAUCACUCCUCGCUUCCCCACCGGUGGUGUGUAUGUGUUAUCCCCAGCUCCCUCCCUGCAGAGCUGCCACCACCUGCCCCCAGCUCUGCUCCUCACUGGGAAUAGUUGGAUUGGUGGCACUGGUGCCCAGGGGAGGUGGGUCCAGGCCCCAGACGUUAUGUGGGCGUUGCUGUGCAGUGCACAGGGGUGGGGGGGGGGGGCAUUAUUCUGUGCCCCAUUACACUCCAGGGUGUGAGUGAAGCGCCUCUCACUUGGAGGAAACCUGGGAAGAGCAGCAGCUGCUGGAGGUGCCCACACCAGUCCCACAGUGCAGGGGGUGCCUGGCUGCACGGAUGUGCUGGGAUGGGGAGCAGCCCGUGAUGCCCUCAGGGGAUGCAGCACUUUCGGGAUGGGGCCUUUGCGGCACUUUCAGGAAAGGGACUCAAUGACAAGGAGGCAGGGCAGUGCCACACACCAGGCUUCCGUGUGGUUCACGGCCUCCUCCAGCCCGGUGGCAAAGCCCCGAGGCAGAGCUGCCUCUGAGCACGGAGAGGAGCCCGGUAGCAGCACUGCACCCUCAUCAGCACCUCCGUCCUGCCCGGUGGCCACUCCAGCUGCAUGCACCUCCUCCCAGCCCCGCCACGGCUCCGGGGGCAGGGACAGCCCCGAGCAGCCCCCGCCCUCCGCAACCUGAGAGCCAAAACCGCACCCGGCAUGUCCUGGCUGCCCGGCACGUAGAGUAGAGGAGUUUGUUACCAGGCCCUGCAGGGUCUGUAGGGCCCUCCUUGCAUGUGCUGUAGGGGGUAUUUUAGUUCACUCCUGUGGGGCACAAGGAAGGGGCAAGCAGGCACUGACAGCAGCUGCCAGCAGCACUCCCGCAGCACUUCUGCAGCAGGGGCAAGAGGACCUGGGAGCCAAGUUCAGCCUCUCGGGGCUGCUCUUCCCUCCCCUGCCCCUGCAGCUCCCGGAUCCAAGUGCGGGAGUCUCUCAGUGCACAGGUCUGCAAACACAGCCCGGCCUGCACAGGGAGCUGCUGUUUGCUCAGGGGUGGAACUGUGGCACUGUGGUGUUUUUAUGUAAAUAAAUAAUAGACCCUGAA
Molecule: messenger RNA, 1992 nt
Organism: Cinclus cinclus
Lineage: Eukaryota; Metazoa; Chordata; Aves; Passeriformes; Cinclidae
Gene: CDIP1
Product: cell death inducing p53 target 1
Exons: 6
Coding region: 248-856 (202 amino acids)
Biological process (GO): tumor necrosis factor-mediated signaling pathway; intrinsic apoptotic signaling pathway in response to DNA damage by p53 class mediator
Molecular function (GO): zinc ion binding
Source: RefSeq, a predicted model, not a curated record